AUGGAACGCUUACCGGGUCAAGGCGACCUGAACUGGCGCCUCAGUGCUCAUCCGAUUACCUUGUUAUUUUUCCUAGGCUUCCGCAUUGGAAGUCUGUUAAUGUACCUCUUUGGCGUCCUCUUCAUCGACAACUUUGUCCUCGUCUUCAUAAUAACGCUCCUCCUCCUCUCCGCCGACUUCUACUACCUCAAAAACAUCGCCGGCCGGCGCCUGGUCGGUCUGCGCUGGUGGAACGAAGUCAACGCCUCAAACGGCGAAUCGCACUGGGUCUUUGAGAGCUCCGACCCGAACACGCGAACCAUCAAUGCCACGGACAAGCGCUUCUUUUGGUUGAGUCUGUACGCCACGCCCGCGCUAUGGAUUGGAUUGGCCAUUUUGGCGAUUGUGAGGUUGCAGAAUGUUAUUUGGUUGAGUUUGGUUGCUAUUGCGCUCGUGCUCACGAUUACGAAUACAUUGGCCUUUUCGAGGUGUGAUCGAUUCAGUCAGGCGGGUUGGCUCGCUGACAACGCGUUGUCGAGAGGACUUGCGGGCAACCUUGCCUCUGGUCUGUUUGGAAGGUUCUUCCGGUAG
Talaromyces marneffei is the source of this 570-nucleotide messenger RNA. RefSeq lists its product as uncharacterized. The record is from RefSeq and is a predicted model, not a curated record. Gene Ontology annotation, cellular component: Golgi membrane. NCBI's taxonomy places the organism in Eukaryota, Fungi, Ascomycota, Eurotiomycetes, Eurotiales, Trichocomaceae. Gene Ontology annotation, biological process: protein secretion; vesicle-mediated transport. The transcript is spliced from 4 exons. The coding region runs from base 1 to 570 and encodes 189 amino acids.